Molecule: messenger RNA, 2147 nt
Organism: Lucilia cuprina (Australian sheep blowfly)
Lineage: Eukaryota; Metazoa; Arthropoda; Insecta; Diptera; Calliphoridae
Gene: crc
Exons: 5
Coding region: 329-1468 (379 amino acids)
Biological process (GO): regulation of transcription by RNA polymerase II
Cellular component (GO): nucleus
Molecular function (GO): DNA-binding transcription activator activity, RNA polymerase II-specific; RNA polymerase II transcription regulatory region sequence-specific DNA binding
Source: RefSeq, a predicted model, not a curated record
AUUCUUCAGUACAUUUUCCCAAAUGAAACGUAAAAAGUGUGAAUAUUUGUCUAGUGUUUUUCUUGCAUUUAUAAUAAGGUGAAAAUGUAUAUAUAGUCGGAUUUGCCCCCAAAGCAAACUAAAGCACCUAACGUGCCCAAAAGUUUUUUAAAAAAUUUUACGAAAAUGUUUAUCAAAUUACCAGCCAUCAUGGCUUCCUCAACUUCGGAAAGCGUCUAUUCAGGACAAGACUCCUUACAAUCACAACUUAUAUUAAUACCAACAACAACAUCAUCAAUUUUAAACUUUAUUGACCCCAUCAACGGACAACAGCAACAACAACAACAGCAUGAACAAUUCAACAAUGGAGUCGCUAGCAUUACCGCAAGACUUGUAUUGGGACGGGAAAAUGGAGCCCAUUUCUCCUCCCACCAACGAGCUAUUUUCGCUAUGUGAACCACUUAGCGAAAAUUGGUUCGAUGGUGGUGAUAAUUUUGCAAACGAUUUACCCACAAUUUGUCAUGAAGAACUUGAAUUAAAACAUGAUGAUAUGGAUUUAACAACAGAAUUAUUAAUUGGGGAAGAACUUGUUGUAGAGUUGUACAAUUUAAAAGAAGAAAAUUUCUAUUCACCCUCUCCACUUUUGGACAAUUCACUAGAUAGUGUGGUCACCAAUCCAACACAGGUGAUAAAAGUACAAUCACCCAUCGAUAUCAAUCAUUUUGGAUUUGCUAACCACGGAGCAUCAAUUCUAACAUCAUUGACACCACCCAGCUCCCCACCACAAAGCGUUGCUUCACCAGUACCACAGGCAUUGGAAUUACCAACAACCACAGCGCCGGAAAUCACUAAUUUACCCCUAAAUAUCAAUGAUGUUUUACAAACUUCCGCUGCAUCAGAACCCACAUCUCCAGUUCCAGUUCAAAACCAAUUCGCCUUCAACAAUUGGAAUAACCAUCAUAGUACAACUGACACAGCAUCAUCGAGCGUUGCUUCGUCACCAUCCUCUAAUGGCUCAUCGAAUUAUGACAUUGUUUUGAAUACACAAAUAAUCGAUGAUAUACUCAAGACCGCAGCCAAUGAGUUCUUCGAAGAGAGUGAAUCACAAUCUUCGAUAUCGGCUCCUUCUACGGUAGACUACACAACCACCGAUGAUGAAUGGAUGCCCUCGUCCGGCAGUUGUUCUCCUUCACAAAUUGUCUCAAACGAAACGUUGAACGAAUCUUCUGGCACUUGUGGCGUUGCAAAGAAACGUACUCGUCCCUAUGGGCGUGGUGUUGAAGAUCGUAAAAAACGUAAGAAGGAACAGAAUAAAAAUGCUGCAACUCGUUAUCGCCAGAAAAAGAAGCUCGAAAUGGAAAUUAUACAAAUUGAAGAACAGGAACUUAGUCAACGUCAUGAGGCCUUAAAACGUCAGUUGGCCGAAUACAAACGUGAAGAGAAAUACUUAAAACGUCUCAUACGCGAGUUCUAUGCUAAGAAAAAUUAAAACAAAAAAAUUGUUGAAAUUCCAAGCCACUAUCUUUCAAGCGGAAAUUGUGUCACCGUUUAUGUGUUUAAUAUUUUUACUUCUUCUUUUAAAUUUUGUUUUAAUUCCCCUAACAAUUUUGUAAGAAUUUAUCUUUCGUUUUACAAAAUUUUUUGUUUUUAAUUAAUAAUUGUACUUUUUUUAUAUUCAUAUUACAUUAGUGUUUUACUACAAGUUCUUUUUUUAUAUAUUGUAUUUACUUUUAGUAAGCAAUUAAUAAUUGUGUGUAUUUUUGUUUGCAAACUUAUAAUUAUUGUUUUGUCUCGUAAUGCUUAAAGUUUUUAUUUUUCAAAAAUUUCCACUUUUAAAUAAUGUUUUAAAUGUUAAUCUAGUGCAUUAGUUUUAGAAGUAUUUGUGUUUAUUUGUUAAAUAUUAACACUUAUGACAUGAUCUAAUUUUAAAAACGGUCAUCGAAUCUAUUUUGUUAGUUUAACAAAGAAAACAAUUAAUAUCAAUAUAAAUGUAGAUUUAAAAAAAAAUAUAUAUAUACAUAUAACAAAACAAAACCCUUUGUUCUGAAUCUAUAUUUAAUGCUUCUCAAUGCACUGGACAAAAUAAUAAAAUUUUUAAAAGAAAUACAUACAUAAAUAUAUUUUAAUUUCAAAUUUUACACAAUAAAGGGUUUUACAAAUAAAAAAGA